Messenger RNA from Cucumis sativus (cucumber), 1108 nucleotides. Its product is annotated as cyclin-dependent kinase inhibitor 3. Gene Ontology annotation, cellular component: nucleus. The record is from RefSeq and is a predicted model, not a curated record. Gene Ontology annotation, biological process: negative regulation of cyclin-dependent protein serine/threonine kinase activity. Bases 199 to 822 code for a protein of 207 amino acids. The transcript is spliced from 3 exons. NCBI's taxonomy places the organism in Eukaryota, Viridiplantae, Streptophyta, Magnoliopsida, Cucurbitales, Cucurbitaceae. Gene Ontology annotation, molecular function: cyclin-dependent protein serine/threonine kinase inhibitor activity.
GUUCCCCCAAUCUCCAACCCUAAGUUUUUGCCAAUUUCUCCCGCGCUCUCUAUCUGUCCUCUCUUUCCUACAAACUUCCCUCUUUUCCUUUCCUUCUUCCUUUCCUUCUUCCUCUCUUACAAAUCAAUCCUUUGUUCAUUCAGAACGGAAAACCCACAAAAACCCUAAAACUUUCUGUUCUUAGUUCCUUCUUCAUUUAUGGGGAAGUACUUCAAGAAAUCCAAGCUUACUCUCAUGGAACUCUCACCGCACUCCUCUCCCCCACUUCGUACUAGAGCCGCUAAAACCCUUGCCUUACAACGCCUUAACAAAUCUUCCCUUUCUUCUUCUUCUUCUUCUUCUUCUUCUUCUUACUUGCAGCUUCGUAGUCGCCGCCUUCAAAAGCCUCCCAUACUUAGGCAGAAGCUGCACCCGGACGCCGAAUGUUGCAGAGCUCGCUUAAUUCUUCAAUCUUCCUCGGAGAAGAGGAGUCUUGGUCUGGGACAAUCACAGACUGGAAAUGUCUGGGAUGUUGAGGACUGUUCUCGCGAAUUUGGAGGUGAUAAUUGGGGAACUGCAGGAAGAAUACAUAGCAGCGUAGCUAGGGAUUCAAGCACCCACGAAACAUCUCACUCAACAAGAAUGGAAACAAUUUCAAGUUCAACCAAAUCAACUGUAGAGAUGGAGUUGCUUAAAAGUUUCCCUACUGCUAGCGAUAUAGAGGAGUUCUUUGCACACGAAGAGCUAUGGCAUCAAAGAACGUUUGUUCAAAAGUAUAAUUUUGACUUUGCAAGUGAUAGGCCUCUGCAAGGACGAUAUGAAUGGGUGAAAGUGGUUCCUUAAGUAGCAAUGAGCUCAUUUUGGGAGAUCACAGGAUGGGUAGAAGACGAGCAUUGAGGUUUCUGUAGUUGCACAAAGUUAGGCCAUCUCAUACUAACCAGCUUUUAGUUAGACAUUUGGGGGUAAUGGGUAGUAUAUAUAAGCUGACUCACAGCAUCAUCUAUCGUUGUAAUAUGUAAUGUUUUUGUUUACUGUUUCUAUUGUAUAUCUGGUUAGUUUGUUUUGGAAAUUAGUAAAAUAAAUUAUGUUAUUUUAUAGUCUAACUGAAUACUAAAACAUAAUUUCUCUA